AUCCCCCAUGGACUCUCCUGCGUCACCGCGCAAUCAGAACCGCAGUAGCGGCACUGAUCGCGCCCCAAAACGUCGCAAAAUCUCAGUCGCCUGUGAUGAAUGUCGUGCGAGAAAGGUUCGCUGCGACGGGGUGCAACCCGUAUGUGGACCGUGUGCGAAGAGGGCCGAUCCGACCGUCCAAUGCGCCUACACGGGGGAGCCGGAAAAGAAGCGGGCGAUGCGGAACUAUAUUGCAAAUUUAGAGAGUCGAAUUAAGCAUCUUGAAAGUCCGGGCCCGGGGUAUGUUCCGGGGACAAUUGGAUCAGAUGACGGACAGGCAUCAGGCCAUACUCCUCAAUCGGUCUUACCAUAUGACCCAGUCGACACGAGUAUAAAUACCCAUCCUCCUGCUUUCUCACCCUCACUCGUAACGCCUGUGAACCAACGACAACGAAGCAUAUCAAGUCGCGGCGGGGAACACCAUUCGCCGGCAUAUAGUGUUGUUCAGAACCAGCCAAGAAGCAGCAAUGUGGAGGACAAUCAUGGCCAUGCAUUGCCUUCAUCUCAUCGGUCUCCUGAUCGACAACCGCUGGCAGGUGGACGAGCAGACGGGGUGAAUGCGAUGAUGGGCGCAGUGGAAGAAGAGCGCACGCAGGGAUUUUUUGGCAGUUCCAGUGCAGCCAGCUUCAUUCGACAAAUCAAGACAGCAGUCGACAAACGGGUGUCGUCGCCACAUCGACGGACAUCAGAGUCGGUCAUGGGAAUUGUGCCGCCUGCGAGUUUGAUGUCAACGCGGACGGCAAGACCUUCGACAAUUCCAAACUAUGUACUUCCUCCGCGAAAGACGGCGGAUAGCCUCAUGGAUGUCUACUGGACUAGGGUAUUCCCACUAUACCCAUUCGUCGACAGCACACAUAUGCGAGCCGAAUACGCGAAGAUCUGGACAGGCGAUAGCUUGAAUUCAGACGAGAACAUGCUCAUGUGCACCUUUAAUGUCAUAUUUGCUCUGGCCUGCCAGCUUGCUGACUUCAUCCAACCGGAAGAACGGGAAGCUUCUGCGGACGCUUUCUUCUCGCGUGCCAAAGAUCUGCUUCAUUUCAACUUGUGGAAUACCGGAUCGGCUGGCCUGAUUCAAUGUCUCCUUCUGAUGGCGCAGUAUCUCCAGAGUACUGAUUCAGCCCAUCAGUGCUGGAUUGUAACAGGGUUGGCUAUUCGUAAUGCCCAGAGUUUGGGAUUACACCUGCCACAAACACUUGCUCGUCUUCAGAGUUUUCAAGAACAGCAAUUAGCACGUAAGAUAUGGCAUGGAUGCGUGUUGAUGGAUAGGGUAAUUUCCAUGACAUUCGGUCGUCCUGCAAUGAUCUCGAAAGCUUCAUCUGGAUCUGUUCCUCUGCCAGCAUCUGUGGACGAAGAGUACAUUUCCACAGCCUCUGGAACCGAGGCAUCGCAGCCGGCAGACCGUCCAUCAAUGAUGGACUUUUACGCCAAGUCGCUCGAACUGUAUGAAAUCAUGAACGAUGUCCUUCUGAGUCUGUACAAGCCAGUGUCGGAAGAAAGCCUAGAAGAUAUCCACGACUUUUAUUUCAACAAGGAGACGAGUGAAGGGGAACGUACGAUCUUUGAACUUGACCGUGCUCUUACUAGAUGGACGCGUAGCCUUCCUGUUCACCUUCGCGGGAUAUCUUCUCCAGAGUCUGAGGAUCCAAUUUUCUACCGACAGAGCGUAGUCUUAAGAGCAAGAUUCCUACACGUCCGGGUACUUCUGUUUCGACCGACUUUAUCAAGAUAUUGCACUGCUCGAGACAUAACAGCUACUGAUCCUCUCAUCACGCUUAACGACUCCUUCCCCCACCGCGUUGCACUACAGUGCUCCAUUAUCUGUGUCAAGGUGGCCCAGGAGGUUAUCGAAUUGAUAUACAACAACGUCCCCAUGGAUGGAUCUUCCGGUCCCCUUCCUGCCUGGUGGUAUAACAUUCUAUACGUAUACACAGCCGCAACAGUCCUAAUAGCCGGCCGCCUCCGAUCCGCCAUUCUGGCCGAAGUAACAGAAAGAGCCAUUGCGCGAUCGUGGAACUGCGCACUAGAAAUCCUCCGUAAAUACCAAAGCUACAGUUCAUCCGCUAGACGGUGUGUGGCUGCGCUUGAGAUUCUUUAUGAAAGGGUUGUAUCGGAGGGACCACCAUUGACUGACCAGCCCGCGAAUAAUCAUCCGGAAGGCACGUCGAAUGCGCCUCAUGAUAUGUCGCUGGGAGAGGGGAUGAAUGCGAUUCUGCUGGAUGGGUUUGAUUUGCCUGAUUUUCAGGAUAUGUCUUGGUUGAAUAGUGUACCGAGUAAUCUGUUUUGAUCAGUCUUUUGACGUAUGAGGUAAUACGAUGUAUACAUGAAAGAUCUAUUGUCAUUAGUUGAUGAAUAAAUUAAGAGGCA
This is a messenger RNA of Aspergillus wentii DTO 134E9, 2403 nucleotides long. RefSeq names its product transcription factor domain-containing protein. Bases 8 to 2323 code for a protein of 771 amino acids. Gene Ontology annotation, biological process: DNA-templated transcription; positive regulation of transcription from RNA polymerase II promoter by galactose. NCBI's taxonomy places the organism in Eukaryota, Fungi, Ascomycota, Eurotiomycetes, Eurotiales, Aspergillaceae. Gene Ontology annotation, molecular function: zinc ion binding; DNA-binding transcription factor activity, RNA polymerase II-specific; RNA polymerase II cis-regulatory region sequence-specific DNA binding. The record is from RefSeq and is a predicted model, not a curated record. Gene Ontology annotation, cellular component: nucleus. The transcript has 7 exons.